Molecule: messenger RNA, 1688 nt
Organism: Mizuhopecten yessoensis (Yesso scallop)
Lineage: Eukaryota; Metazoa; Mollusca; Bivalvia; Pectinida; Pectinidae
Product: cell death abnormality protein 1-like
Exons: 8
Coding region: 99-1166 (355 amino acids)
Molecular function (GO): scavenger receptor activity
Source: RefSeq, a predicted model, not a curated record
UCGUCUAUAUCAGUUGUGUUAGUGUACGACCAAAUACUUUGGUCGUUCUGACGUAUCUAUAUGCUUUAUAUCAUGCUUUCGGAGCACUACCGAAUAAUAUGCAAUCACUUAAGAUGGUCAGGGGUGUAGAAGCUGUGUCCACAUUGUUUUGGAUAGUUUUGUUGAGUAUAUUUCCAGGGAUUCGAAUGAGUAUCAACCUAAAGAAUCUGUUGAAAUUGAAUGGAACCUCUGUGAAUCCAAAUUACCCUUUGUCUGGCACAACAGACGGAAAUUACGGCCCUUUUGCUCGAAAUAUUUGUAUGGCCUCCAAUGGGGCAAACAUGGUCUGGUGGCGAGGGACUUUACCUUCUAAGGCAAGAAUACAGAAAAUCGACAUCGUGUUUAGAAUUGCAGCUCGUGCCGAUGGCUUUGCCUUGUGGAUAUCAAACGAUACAGGUAUACCGUCUGGUAUCAAAUGUUACGAGGAUGUGGACGUCGGCGUCCCAAACUUAACUCAAAACAUCACCUCGUGUAACAGAACCGGUCGGAGAGUGAUGAUAAUCAUCACAAGGACAGCACCAACACUAGCGUAUAUGGACGUGUGUGAGGUCGAUAUUUACGGUUGUUUUACAUAUAAAUAUGGUGACCAGUGUCAGUACACUUGUACCCACUGUAAACACGGCUGUGACCCUGACAAUGGAGUUUGUGAUUUAGCACACUGUAAUGCGGGAUGGACUGGACCACGGUAUUGUGAUCAAGCUUGUUCAUCAGUUACAUUUGGGGAGAACUGUGUUGAGGAAUGUCAUUGUAAGACGCCCGGAUGCAACGGAGUGACCGGACUCUGUCACACACAAGGAUGUCAUGCUGGUUACCAUGGAACCAGUUGCAGUCAAGGUUGCUCGAUCACAACGUUUGGAGAAAACUGCUCAUCCAUGUGUCACUGUGAAACUCCUCGUUGUGAUUCAGGUACAGGUCAUUGUAUCGUUACCGGGUGUGCAGCUGGCUGGAAGGGGGAGUCAUGUGACACACAAUGUUCAGCAAACACUUUUGGCAAAGACUGUCUCCUAACAUGUCAUUGUAAGACACCCGGAUGUAACCGUGUCACUGGAAUCUGUUUCUCAUCUGAUGGUUGUAGCGACGAAUACAUUGGUAGCUCGUGCAGUAAAACCGCUUUCCACGAACUUUAGUAACAACAUGGCUAAGAGGAUCGAUGAAGAUUAUGGGUAAGAUUGAUAGUUACCGUCACGAUAUCAUUGGGGAAUAUACUAUUCCUUUAUGACAUAUGAAGGUCGAUGCUAUUUAUUAUGUUCAGUAAGGUGCCUUUUUGUUUCGCCGUCACGGUCCCGGUUAUCGCUAUGAAGACGUGACUUUAAUUGGAUUUGAACUAGAUUCUCAUGGCAGGUGUCGUCGAUAAAGCAAAAGACGCUUACCCUUCCGGAAAUCUUCCUAUUGAAGAGUCUCCAUGUAAAAAAUGUUUGUUCAUAUUUUGCCUCAGGUUUAUUGCUUUUGAGUUCUAAUUGCGGUUUUCUUGACCCGUGUGUUUGUUCUGCAUUCUGCAUUGACAUCCUAAAUUUUUAAUGAUUCCCAUACCACUGACAAAAGCUGUAACUAUACACUGAAAACCGAUUUUCCCGACAUAACUUGCGAUAAAUGAUUUCUGAAAAGAAACCAUACCUUGCGGGAUUUUUAGGAAAACUAAUAGAGAGGAU